AAAUUUUGAGCCAAUCGCUGCAUGUCAUAUACAGAGGGUGGAUAGCAGACCUGUGACAUUCACUGUGCUCAUGUCUGUGUCAACUGUGUAAAUAUCCCAAAAUGAACACUAUACUGUCUUCUUUUUCCCGACUGCGAGGAAUAACCCAUUUCAGCAGCAGCAUCCCUACAGGGAACUUUGCAACAACGGGCAUCUCUCACCUCAGAUUAUUCAGCAGCUGGAUUGUGCCCAGAGCAGUUGCAGGACCACAGAUUUCCAGAUGCGGUCCGCUUUCUUCAGCUGAGGGUUCAGCUGUGUUCCAGCAGCUUCCGUGGCAAUACCAGCAGGUACGGACACGGAAAAGAGGAACAGAGUAUCAGCCCAAGAACAUCAAACGCAAGAGGACCCACGGCUGGAUCAAGAGGAUCAGUUCACAAGGAGGCAUACAAGUGAUUCUCCGGCGCAUGCUGAAGGGUCGGAAAUCACUCUCACACUGAAGGGUUCUUGUUGGAAAACCUGUUAAGACUUUCAAGAAACAGACAUUGGGCCUGAAAUGCUGGAGAGAAACUUGUGCAUUUGGUUAAUCGGUGAUACUGGGUGUGGGUUGGGUUUGGCAUUCCCACUGCAUUCACAAAGGGUGGGAGAGUGGAAACUGGCCUUUCCUUGAGUAAAAAGAGGUCUGAUAGUUUCACCCAAUUUGUUUCAAUGGGGUUUGAUUUCAUAACUAUUAAAUAACAUGUAAUAUCUCUGUCAAGUUAUGGCUAUAGUCAUAAAAUGUUAGCAGAUUUAUGGAUUUUGUUUUUGCUUGUGUGAUAUUUGGUUGAAAGACAAAAAUGUGUCUUGUGUUUAAUAAAAUGAUCUUGCAAAAUCA
This is a messenger RNA of Lates calcarifer (barramundi perch), 850 nucleotides long. RefSeq names its product mitochondrial ribosomal protein L34 (gene mrpl34). Gene Ontology annotation, biological process: translation. The transcript is spliced from 2 exons. Gene Ontology annotation, cellular component: mitochondrial large ribosomal subunit; ribosome. The record is from RefSeq and is a predicted model, not a curated record. Bases 102 to 476 code for a protein of 124 amino acids. Gene Ontology annotation, molecular function: structural constituent of ribosome. Lineage: Eukaryota; Metazoa; Chordata; Actinopteri; Centropomidae.